AUGUCCGCAGCAUACAAUGACUCAACGCCCGCCCACAUUCCACAGAGACACAAAGAGAGCAAAAAGCGUUCCCGUGAGGGAGACGAAUGGGUUAACCACGAUUUCCAGCAACCGGCCAAUUCCCGCGUCAAACGCCAACGGCAAUUUCUGGAACCGAGAUAUCCUAGUGAGAUUGAAAAUGAUGCUGUGGAAAAUCCUCCCUACAUCCCAGUUAUCGACGUUGAGGACAUUUCAGAUGAGGUAGAGGCACGCUUGAAGCUAAAGGAAGAAGCACGAAGAAACAGGAUGGGGAAGAAAGACCGGAAACGCAAACGAGAUAGUACCGGUUCAGUCACUGGGAAUUCUACCGGCGUCAACGAUGCUGUACCGAAACGUAAAAGAUCCAAACUCACCGGAGAUCCGGGGAGGAAUCAUGAGAGAGGACAGGGCGCGGAAACGGAGAAAAGACAUGUUGAAAUGAGACAUCGAUGA
Molecule: messenger RNA, 471 nt
Organism: Uncinocarpus reesii 1704
Lineage: Eukaryota; Fungi; Ascomycota; Eurotiomycetes; Onygenales; Onygenaceae
Exons: 1
Coding region: 1-471 (156 amino acids)
Source: RefSeq, a predicted model, not a curated record